This is a messenger RNA of Oryza sativa Japonica Group (Japanese rice), 1610 nucleotides long. RefSeq lists its product as uncharacterized. The record is from RefSeq and is a predicted model, not a curated record. NCBI's taxonomy places the organism in Eukaryota, Viridiplantae, Streptophyta, Magnoliopsida, Poales, Poaceae.
GUCCUCCGAUGAGAAUACAGUCAGGGAUAAGAUAGCCAGAACUGGUUCAACCACCCCAUCCCGACUUCACUUCACUAGCACUUCAUCCUUCCUCUUCUUCAUCGGUAUUCCAUGCCUUCCCUACACUGCUUCUUUUUCUCUACCUCACCGACACUCCAUCAUUUUCUUCACCGGCACUCGAUGCCUUCCGCCCUUCUCUCCUCUAACUCUUCCCUAUAUAUACACACACACACACAUAUGGAUUCACCUCAAGUCAAACAUUUCAUCAGCACACGUAAGUGUCUUCAACCUCCGACGAGUGUGUGACAACAGCAGCCGCAAUUCGUCGUCGUCCUCACUCCUCCAAGUCAUGGAGGCGGCGGCGUUUAUUGCCGGGGCUGCCACGGCAAGGGGCUUGCAGUUGUCCCGAAGGGUGAAGGAGUUGGAGAGCCAAAACACUACACUAUCUAAUGAGAAGAAUGACCUGGAGAGAAGGGUGAAGAGGUUGGAGUACGAAAACAACAAGCUGUCUAAUGAGAAGAGGUGGGCGGUGGAUGUGUACUCAAGAAAGAUCUCCACACUAGAAUACAGGGUGUGGGAGUUGGAUCACCAAAACAACAAACUGUCCAGUGAGCUGGUAAGGCAAACGGAGGACACGAGGACAGUGGGUCUGCUGUUCAUGAAUGCUGCCGAUAGGUACCAACACGUAGCAGAGGUGCAGAUUAGGACAAAGGAAGAGGAAUUGGUGAACAUGAGGAAGGCAAGCAUGCAGUUAAUGAACGCUGCUGAUACGUACCAAGAAGUAACAAGGAAGCAAAUUAAGGCAAAGGAGGAUGACCUGGAGGAUGCGAGGAAGGCAAUUUUAAUGAUCAUGAAUGCUGCUGAUACAUAUCAACAAGUAGCAGAGAAGAAAAUUAAGGAUAAGGUGGAGGAAUUGAGGGUUCUUGGGGUUCAAAAGGCAGAGAUAGAUGCAAGGAUAGCAUCAUUGGAGUCUAGGCUCGAGGCAGCUCUAGUGAAGAAUCAGGAAUUGGAGUCUACUUCUGUUAAGGCGUUGAUUGAAAAUGAUAUGCUUUGGUCGGUCAUUGAGAGGCUCAUGAUGGGCGGACUAGUUGAGGUGAAAGAGGCAGCUGCAAAGGCAUCUGAUUCUGAAAAAGUAGAAAUCAUGAAGGAAUUAGAAGACCAUAACAUGAAGGUGGAGGAAAUUCAGACCAACAAGAAUAUGACGAAGGGUGAAAAUGAUAAGAUUCAGUCAAAGGUUUUGAGAGAAAUGCAGAAACAUAGCUUGUUUGAAGCAAGGGUUGAGAGGCUCAAGAUGGAGCUAGAUGCGUUGGUCAAGGCGUAAUAGGCAAAAUCAUGAAGGAAUCAGAAGACCUUAAGAGGGGACACGUAGGAAAUCCAGGCUGCAAAGGAUUUCGUGAAGUGUGAAAAAUGAUAAGCUUUGGUUGGAAGUUUCCGAAGAAGAGGUUGAGAGACUCAAGGAAAAUAUUUAGCCGAUAUUUUUCCUUGAAACAUUUAUACAUCUGGAUGGUCUGGCACCAAGCUCUGUGGUUGUGUCCCCUUGUGGUGCUGCUCACUGUCUCUACUCUGUUAACAACACUAAAAUAAAUAGGUGCUUUGGAAUGGGUUUACAA